This is a messenger RNA of Penicillium maclennaniae, 735 nucleotides long. Its product is annotated as GPI anchored serine-threonine rich family protein. The record is from RefSeq and is a predicted model, not a curated record. The transcript has 2 exons. Lineage: Eukaryota; Fungi; Ascomycota; Eurotiomycetes; Eurotiales; Aspergillaceae. The coding region runs from base 1 to 735 and encodes 244 amino acids.
AUGCAUUUCACCAGUGUCCUCGGCGUAUCCGCUACCCUCUUCGCUCUGGGUCUCGCCGCCGACCCCUUGGCCUUCACCAGCUGGCCCAAGGAUGUCCGGGCUGGCAAGCCCGUCACAUUGACAUGGGCCGGUGCCGUUCCUGACCAGCCCGUGACCUUGACUCUACGUAAGGGCUCCGCCGGUAAUCUGAGUGAUGUGGAGGUCAUGACCGCUCAAGCCAAGGAUGGCACUUUCACCUGGACUCCCGGUAAGAACGUCAAGGAGGGUGAAACCUAUGCUUUCCAGGUCAGCCAGGGUGGUCAGCGCAACUACUCCGCUCUGCUCAGGGCUGGUGCUCCAGUUCCCUCUGUCUCGGAUACUACCCAGGACGGAACUACCACCAUGGGAACUACUGCUUCUGGCACCUCCGCGACCAGUGAUGCCACCACCACCGGUACCGACACCGCUACCAGCUCUGGCAUGACCACCGGCACUACCACAAAUGCUACUCAGACCACUGGCGUCACCAGCAAGCCCCUGAUCAGCUCCGCCGCAUCGGCCACUCCCUCCAGCAGCCCGGCAUCUACCUCCGUUGUUAGCAGCACCGUCACUACCGACGGUCCCUUGAUGACCGCCAAGCCCACACCCAAGAAGGCCAAGCACAGUGCUGGUGUUCAAAAUGCUGCCUCAUCCUUCCAGUACUCUAUGAGCCUCGUUGGUGGUGCUCUUAGUCUUUUGGUCUAUCUGGUCCAGUAA